This is a messenger RNA of Labeo rohita (rohu), 2930 nucleotides long. RefSeq names its product protein phosphatase, Mg2+/Mn2+ dependent, 1Na (putative) (gene ppm1na). Gene Ontology annotation, cellular component: cytosol; nucleus. Gene Ontology annotation, biological process: protein dephosphorylation; negative regulation of canonical NF-kappaB signal transduction; positive regulation of canonical Wnt signaling pathway. NCBI's taxonomy places the organism in Eukaryota, Metazoa, Chordata, Actinopteri, Cypriniformes, Cyprinidae. Gene Ontology annotation, molecular function: magnesium ion binding; manganese ion binding; protein serine/threonine phosphatase activity. The transcript is spliced from 6 exons. The record is from RefSeq and is a predicted model, not a curated record. Bases 241 to 1542 code for a protein of 433 amino acids.
UGUAAUAAACACACCCAAUUCACAAUACUUCAUACCACUAGAACAGUCCAAUGGAUUUCACUGGAAACAACAGAGGCUUGCUUCAACAUAUUUAGAACACCAAACUAAUUGCACUGUUUGUCCAGCAACUGUGCCUCCUUUUUUGGCACACCUGAACGGGAGGCACUGGGUCGGCUUCGGAGAACCAGAAAGAGGAGUUUGAAGAACAGUAGAAGAUUGAAGCAGCAGAUCCGGGUGGCCAUGAGAACCGCGAGGCGGGCCAGCACCAUGGAGGUGCCCUCAUUCCUGAGGCAGCUGGUGAAGGAAACCGAGAAGAUGGUGACCUUCUUUUUUAAGGGUGGCCGACGGGAGCAGGGAGUUGAUGAUGAGUACUUUGAAAAUGAAGAGGAUGUCGGCAGACCCUACUUAGACAGGCCCAUUUUGGAGAAAGAUACGGCGGAAGGUGGGUCGAAAUGGGGCAUUAACUACGGCAUGGCCAGUAUGCAGGGCUGGCGUGCACAGAUGGAGGAUUCCCACACCUGCAUGCCAGAGAUGACCAAUGCCUUGCCAGAAUGGAGCUAUUUUGCCGUGUACGAUGGACAUGCGGGGAGAACGGUGGCUCAGUACUGCUCCAGACACCUGCUGGAUUUCAUUCUCCACACAGGCUGUGUGACGGUGCAUGAGGCUGUAGACCAGGUCAAAGACGGCAUCAGAGAUGGCUUCCUUAACAUAGACCGCCACAUGCACUCCCUGGCCCGCAAUGAGAGCUGGGACCACAGCGGAUCAACAGCAACUGCCGUUAUGAUCUCUCCACGAAAUAUCUACUUCAUCAACUGCGGCGAUUCACGAACCUUCCUUUGCCGUGACGGCCAGGUGGUCUUCUACACGGAAGACCACAAACCUAUCAACCCACGUGAGAAAGAACGCAUCCAGAACGCUGGAGGCUCCGUCACCCUGCAGCGCAUCAACGGCUCGCUGGCCGUGUCUCGUGCUCUUGGCGACUUCGACUUUAAGGAGGUGGAAUGGAGGACUCAGACUGAACAGCUGGUGUCGCCUGAACCAGAGGUGUACGAGCUGGAGCGAGCCCCAGAAGAUGAGUUCCUGGUGGUGGCGUGUGAUGGCGUCUGGGACGCCAUCGGGAAUGAGGAGCUGUGUGCGUUUGUGCGCAACCGCCUGCAGGUCUGUGAUGAUCUGAGGGAGAUCUGCUCACAGGUCAUUGACCUCUGCCUCUAUAAGGGAAGUUUAGACAACAUCAGCAUUAUCAUUAUUUGCUUCGAUGGCGCCCCCAAGGUGACACGAGAGGCACUACAACAGGAAGCAGAGUUAGAGCGCGUCAUUGAGCAAAAAGUGGCAGAGAUCAUUAACGUGAUCAGAUCUAAAGAUGAGGAGCCUGACCUACUCUAUGUGAUGAAGUUCCUGGCGUCUGAAGAUAUUCCCGGCCUUCCACCAGGUGGAGGAAUCUCAUGCAAGAGAGAUUGCAUAAUUGGCGCAUAUCAGAAAUAUGCAGCAGCCUUUAGAUCUCUUGAGCCAAUGGAUAUUGCCUGCUCUGAUGACUCCACCUAGUGGCCAAUAUUGAUGGAGAUGGAAUCAAGCCUUGAAUCUCUGUAGAUGUAAUGAUGCCAGGAGGAUAUAAGUGUGCCACCUGCUUUACAGAGGUCAAAUUGUUUAGCCAAACUAUUUCUUUUUUAAAUUAAUGUUGUGUACUGUAAAAUUAGUAACAGAAAUAGGUGGAUUUAUCAAAUGCUUUCAUGAAGGUAAAGCAUCUGACACCAUGUAAAGCUUCUAAUGGAAGAUAUAAAGAUUUUACUUUACUUAAAAGUGAAAUGAAAUUGUUUUUGAUUAAAUAUCUUAAGGGCACAUGAAAAUGAUCAUUUGCAAUAAACACUUCAAUAUUCUAUUAAAUAAAUACAUUUCAUGGAGACUUUAAAGUGUCACUGAAUCCAAGUUUUUAGUUAAAUUAAAUUAAAUGAAUGACUUGACAGCUGGGAUAAAUGAAAUUGCACAAAAUUACACAAAUCACUUUUAAAUGAAUGUACUUUGUUAGCUUUUUAAGUAACACUUUUCUAAAUGUAUUCAAAUAAAUGACUUUAUGUAACAUUACAGUUUUAGCUUGUUUUACGUUAGACUUCACGACUGACCAAAGAUUUGCAAACAGAUUUAAAAUACUUCAAUGUGUAAGUGUAUUAUAAAUGUGUUUCUUGUACUUCUUUAUGGAUAUUAAGCUCUCUUUACUUACAGAGAGCUUAGGUUUAUAUAACUGAACCUGUACAAUAUAUUAAAUCUAACAUCUGUAAAACUUUUUAAAUGGUACUUGAACUAUAAAUUCACUUGUCUCUCUCUCUUUUUUUAACUAGAGUACAUCUGCUAGUUCUAAAACACAUGAAAAUAAUGCUGUAAAUAAGGAUCCAUGUUUUGUAUAUAAGAACUUAAUGCCUGUCUGUCAUUUUGUGAGUGUAAAUCAGUAUGAAAUCAUACAUGAAGACUUGAGAAGUUGUGUUUUACAGUAUACAGUAUGUAAAUUAGUGAUGAGUGAAUGAAUUGUCCAAAUACUUUUUUGCGUGCAUUGUAUCCUGCCCAUCACUAUGCAACAGUUUACAGAAAUACAUGGCAUUAGUUAAUAUGCAUUGAAAUAUUCUACAAAAAAAAAAAAGUUUUAUUGGUAAUUGUCACGGGCAGCUUUGACAACAAGUUUCUGUGCUUGUGAAUGUUUGUGUGUGUGCGAUCAUCUAUUAUGUGCAUUUGCUAUAAUGAAAGCAGCAUUAAUUUUAAAGCUAAAAAGGGAAUAUACAAUGGUAAACACUUUAAUUACUCCAGUUAUUUAAUAAACUUACCCAGUGCUACUUGGCCUCAGUGAAUGUACCAUAACCUCUAUAGAAUGUGUGACUGGAGUGUCAGGAGCCAUGACACCUCUAUACUAAUUACUGAAAGCUCAUCUUUGGUGUUACUGUCAU